CGCCGGGUCAGCCAGCGCCCGCCGGACGCCAAGAAUAAUUAUGCCAGCGAACUUCGCCACGCCUCUUCCGCAGUCUCCGCGGUCCGACAUCCUGGAAUGGCGCUUCCCAAAGCCGUACCACAAUCUUACGCUCACGGGCCGGUCCCGCGCAGCAUGGCACACGUCAUUCGUCAUCCCUCAGCUCAACCUCCUUCUCGACGCCGGCCUGGUCGUCAAUAACCUCCGGCCCAAGCACAUCUUCUUGACGCACGGCCACAGCGAUCACACCCUCCUCACGCCGGCCUUUGUCAAGCGGAGCGACCCGCCGGACAUCUAUUGCCCGGCCGAGAUGAAGGACGCCCUGGACGGCUUCAUCAACGCCAAGACCAUGCUGAACGAGGGCGGGGGCAUCUGGCCCCCAGAAAGCACGUCUCCGUAUCUCCAAAAGUACAUCAACAACAAGAAGGGGGGCGAACCCUCUAGCCCGGACGCUGAAGACGGGGUGGCAAGACACGACCCGUCGUCACAAGCCGACGUAUUAAUAGAGGAUGAUGAUAGCCCUGCCCAAGAACAGCAACAGGACGCAGGAGACGACGACGCCGCCGCCGACGACGACGACGGCAUCCACCCCCUCCUACGCACCCACAGAACCCACCCGCUCCGGCCAGGCAGCACCGUGACGCUGGCGCGGCUGGCGGCCCCGCAGACCUACACGGCGACGGCGUUUGCGUGCGACCACACGGUGCCGUGCCUGGGCUACGUCUUCAGCGCCGUGACGCCCAAGCUCAAGCCCGAGUACCGCGGGCUGGCGGGCGCGGAGCUGCGGGCGCUGCGGCAGGAGCGGGGCGUAGAGAUCACGGCGCCCGUGGCGACGCCCGUCUUCGCCUUCCUGGGGGACACGACGGCCUCGGUGCUCGCGAGCGGGCCCGAGUGGCUUGGUGGCGGCGGUGGUAGUGGUAGUGGCGCCGGCGGUGUCCGGGUCGUCAUCACCGAGUGCAGCUUCCUGUGGGAGGAGCACCGCGACCAGGCCGACAGGACGCGCCACACCAUCUGGUCGGACCUGGACCCCGUCGUGCGGCGGUCCCCGGACACCGUGUUCGUGCUGAUCCAUUUCAGCCUGCGCUACUCGGACGAGGAGGUGAGGGCCUUCUUCCGGGAGAGGGAUGUGCCCGAGAACGUGGUCGUCUGGGUCGACGGGGUGGGAGGAUGAUGGAGAUGGCGAGAGGGAGGUAUUAAGUAGACCUAGAAGAAAGAGAGCUGAGCGUCAACAUGAGAAGAGUUACGAGUUCUUUCGGUUGAAAUAGAUAUCAUUUAUCUUACUAUGCGGAGAUUGGGGGAGAGGGUGCCUUGAAAGUAAUAAUUAAUUAGGCCGUCUCUCCGCG
Messenger RNA from Thermothelomyces thermophilus ATCC 42464, 1361 nucleotides. RefSeq lists its product as uncharacterized. Lineage: Eukaryota; Fungi; Ascomycota; Sordariomycetes; Sordariales; Chaetomiaceae. Bases 41 to 1189 code for a protein of 382 amino acids. The record is from RefSeq and is a predicted model, not a curated record. The transcript has a single exon.